AUGGGUCGGAAAGACGCUCAAAAAUCAGUCUCCAAGAUUUCCUCCGCCUCCUCUCCCGCAGUGGCCGCCGGUGUCAAUACUCGAAAAUCCUCAGUGCUGAAAUCAGCGUUUGCUCCCUCACAACUGCAACUGCACCUCUUCGCCUCAGUCAUCCAGAGUUUUGACGUUCACCAAUUGCGCAUUCAUGAUACGAAUACGGGACGUCUACGCAGCCAGCAUGAGACCAGAGCCGGGUCAAAGAUCACUUGCCUCGAUUGGGGAUACUAUGGUGCGGCAUACCGGGAACGACAACAAUCAGCUUCAAAGAAGAAGCGCAAGCGGGAGUCGGAGAGCACUGAUGGCGCAGUCCUCGCCUAUGGAACCAAUUCCUCCCAGAUCUGCAUGUUCUCGCCUGCCGAGGGUCGAAUUGUAGGUACUCUAAGUGGAGGACACGAACGAGGUGUCAAAGAUUUUAAAUUCUCUCGCACGGACUACCAGCAUGGUUGGAGCAUAGGCGAAGACGCAAGAUUAUUGGAAUGGGAUCUGGCCAAGGACCAGCCCAUCAGGACAAUCAACCUCCCGGACCCUGCUAUCAGUAUCCUCGCUUCACCGGCCCAAAACACCCCUCAGAUCAUCUGUGCCUCUUCCACCCCGUUUGCAAUCGACCUCGUGUCGUCCGAUGAUUUUCGGAUAGAUCGCUUCGAUUCCUUCAAAAAUCCAGUGCACGCUCUAUGUCGGUCAAGCUCAAAUGUUGCAGAGACUCCUGGAUACUUCCUUGCUGCAGACUCAGAGAGAUACGUCAACGUCUAUGACAUAUCGCAAAAGAGACUGGUGCGCACUUUAGUCGCAGGAAGUGGUGUCAUCUCUUUCGACCUUGCGACUCCCCCAGUCGAAACGGCAGAUGCCCUCCGCGACCAAGUUCUUUGCGUGGUGACAAAGGAAGGGACUGUUGAGAUCUUUCCCAAACCUUUUGUUGAGAAUCAGCCAGUUAAUGGAGACUUGAAAUCCAGCCGAAAGAACCUCACCAGGAAAGCAUCGGCUACGAUUCAAUUGGUCACCCCAGACUCCAAAGUCAAACAUAUACCGGUCUUUGCAGCAUUCCUCCAAGGAUCUGAUGUCAUCGUCGUCUCCGCCGAUGGAGGUGUGGAUCUGGCCUUUCAAAGAGUGAGAUGGCAAGACGAAGGAAACGGAGAAGUCCUGUUUGAAGGCGUCAAAGAGGUCGUGAAAGCGGCGAGUUCAUCUACUCUCAACACCGCUACCCUCAACGGAGUCAAGGAUCUCGGGAAAACAUUUGUGGAUGAGUCGAGGACUGUCGUCGUCAAUGGCGGAGCAGGAGGCGCACCUCUGGGCCCUGCGAUCUCGAUCUCGGACAGCGAGGGCGAGGAAGAGCCUGACGAUGCAGAAGAUGGUGGAUCUGCAGACGAAGCGGCGACCACGACGAAGGACGCAGAAGUGGUCGAAGGUGAUGAAGCCCCGGGGAUGGACUCCGAUGAAGAAAUGGCAGACGCCGACCCAGAAGCAGAAGAGGGAGAGCCUUCCUUUGGAGAACUCUUAGCAUCCAAACACCCCCAUGAGAUAUCCAUCGCAUCAGCCAUUCCCCAGCACGAUACCUCCAUCAUCACUCUUAAGCCUGGCCAAACGACAAUUCCCUCCGGCAUGUCUCUCUCCACAGUACUUACCCAAUCACUCCGCACCAAUGACACCUCUCUUCUGGAAGCUUGUCUCCACACUCUCGACAUGUCCAUUGUCAAAUCCACCAUCCAACGGCUCGACUCCACUCUCGCUGGCAUUCUCCUCUCAAAACUCGCCGAACGACUCGCCUCUCGUCCGGGCCGCUAUGGACAUCUCAUUACGUGGGUGCAGUGGACGUGUGUCUGUCACGGUGGAGCGAUUGCAAGCCAGCCCGAUGUCGCAGCAAAAGUGAGGACGCUGUAUGAGGUGUUGAACGCGAGGAUGAAGACGUUGGAUGAUUUGUUACUGCUCAAGGGAAAGUUAGAUAUGCUGGAUGCACAGCUAGCUUAUCGAAAACAGUUGCUGGCUCAGAGACCACCUGGCAGCAGAAAAGGAAGAGAUGAGCCCGGGAUCAUAUAUAUUGAAGGGGAAGAUAACUGGGAUAGUGACGACGAAGAUUUGGAUGAGGAAAUUGCCAGACCGACCAAGAAAUCAAGGACGAAGCAGCAGCGAGAUCUCGAUGAGCUCAUCGGUGGAGAUGAAGACGAGGAGGAUGACGAAGAUCUCAUGCCUCUCGAAAACGGCACUCAGGAUAUGUCAUCUGACAACGAAGACGACGAAGAGGAUGAGGAUGAAGAUGAGGAGGAAGAACCCCGGUUGAACGGCGUGCGCAGUACGCGGAGCCUUGUCGAUGAUGAAGCUGAAGUGUCCAGCGCUGAAGAAUCUGACCCGGACGAUGACGGGCCGUCUCCAGCAGGUUCAGAGUCUCCAUCCGUCGCAUCUUCUGAUAAUGAGGAGGGGAGUGGAGAUGAAGAGAGCGACGACGAUGAAGACGACUCGGAAAUGGACAGCUUCAUCAAUGACGGAUCCGUCGACUUUGAAGAAGAAGAGGGUGAUGAAGUGCGUGUGCCUGGUGACUCUAGCGACGAAGAAGAGGGUGGAGACGAAGACCAGGAUGAUGCGCCCGAGGACGCCGAACCGCUAUCGAAACCAAUUCCUGUCACCAAUAAAGGAAAGGGUCUAAAGGUGGGGGGAAAAGCCCCAAUUAUCGACGACGAUGAUAUGGACGUGGACCUGGAGACGCCAAAGUCGAAAUCGAAGUCGAAAUCGGGCAAGAAAAUGCACAGGACCGGAGCUUGA
Molecule: messenger RNA, 2790 nt
Organism: Fonsecaea multimorphosa CBS 102226
Lineage: Eukaryota; Fungi; Ascomycota; Eurotiomycetes; Chaetothyriales; Herpotrichiellaceae
Exons: 2
Coding region: 1-2790 (929 amino acids)
Biological process (GO): maturation of SSU-rRNA from tricistronic rRNA transcript (SSU-rRNA, 5.8S rRNA, LSU-rRNA)
Cellular component (GO): nucleolus
Molecular function (GO): protein binding
Source: RefSeq, a predicted model, not a curated record